ACCGCCAGACACAGACUCGCAAGCAUGGAGCUAGUAAAGCUGAAUAUCGGCGGAAGCGAGUUUGUCUCAACCUUGCAGACUCUAACAAGGAGACAAAGUUGGUUUUCAGUGACAGAUGCAUAUAAGAAAAGCCCCAGUGGCGAUUACUAUACUCUAUUUUUGGACCGAGACCCUAAGGUGUUUCGACACGUGCUCAAUUUCAUCCGCGACGAGAGAUUAUCGUUACCGGAGAACUUCAAAGAAUACGAAUUGCUCCUGAGAGAAGCGACGUAUUAUCAAAUAGAGGGAAUUCGCGAGGAGAUUUUUAAACACAGGGCGAGACAAGCGGAGAUUGUUUGCCUUUACUUCAAUCAAGAUCGCGUCGAGCAAAUCGAGGGGAAAAAGGAGACCCUAGAGCGUGUUUUUCCGAGCUUGUUGUCUCGGUAUCGUUUGCAAGGGGACAGAUGCAAACCGGAGUUUUGUGUGGCGAGUCCAGCCUCGGAGCGCCAAAUGUUCUCGAUGACGGCAAGUGCGGCUACAAGUGACUUCGCACAUCAAGGAUUUAAGGUCAAAACAGUAACACAAGUAGGGAACCGAAUGCUAUGGAUAUUUUCACGGUCUUGAUUCUGCGCAUGCUCGGGAGCACGCGAGGAACGCCCGCAAAGAACCCUGGGUAUCGCAGCAUAAGUUCUCUGGAAAGUAGUAAAGAUGAAGCUUUCAUUGAAA
This is a messenger RNA of Nematostella vectensis (starlet sea anemone), 705 nucleotides long. Its product is annotated as BTB/POZ domain-containing protein KCTD15-like. NCBI's taxonomy places the organism in Eukaryota, Metazoa, Cnidaria, Anthozoa, Actiniaria, Edwardsiidae. Gene Ontology annotation, molecular function: protein binding. Bases 25 to 603 code for a protein of 192 amino acids. The transcript has a single exon. Gene Ontology annotation, biological process: protein homooligomerization. The record is from RefSeq and is a predicted model, not a curated record.